Vombatus ursinus (common wombat) is the source of this 4367-nucleotide messenger RNA. RefSeq names its product discs large MAGUK scaffold protein 1 (gene DLG1). Gene Ontology annotation, cellular component: neuromuscular junction; neuron projection; postsynaptic density membrane. The record is from RefSeq and is a predicted model, not a curated record. Gene Ontology annotation, molecular function: kinase binding. Lineage: Eukaryota; Metazoa; Chordata; Mammalia; Diprotodontia; Vombatidae. The transcript is spliced from 25 exons. The coding region runs from base 24 to 2810 and encodes 928 amino acids. Gene Ontology annotation, biological process: neurotransmitter receptor localization to postsynaptic specialization membrane; chemical synaptic transmission.
GGCGGGGCCGACGCGCGCCAGCCAUGCCCGUGCGGAAGCGAGACACGGAGCGCGCGCUGCGGCUGCUGCAGGAGUACCGCGCGCAGCUCAGCCCCGCACACGACCGCCCGCUGCGGGGCUCCCUCGAGCGCGUCAUCGGCAUCUUCCAGAGCAGCCUCUUCCACGCGCUCCUCGAUAUUCAAGAAUUUUAUGAAGUGACCUUACUGGAUAACCCAAAAUGUAUUGAUCAUUCACAGCAGUCUGAACCAGUCCGGCCUGUGAAUACAUGGGAAUUUUCCAGCCUUCCAAGUACUACUGUGACAACAGACACACCACCCAGCAGCCUUAGCCCAAGUAUAGAGAAAUAUAGAUAUCAAGAUGGAGAUACUCCUCCACAAGAACACAGUUCUCCAAACAUCACCAGUGAGGUGACAGGUCCGGAACUGGUUCAUGUCUCAGAGAAAAAUCUUUCAGAGAUAGAAAAUGUGCACGGAUUUGUUGCCCACUCUCAUAUUUCACCAAUCAAGCCAACAGAAGCUGCGCCUCCCUCUCCUCCCAUUGUCCCCGUGGUCCCUGUCCUGCCGGUCUCUGCUGAGAAUACUGUCAUCCUGGCCACGGCACCACAGGCAAAUCCUCCUCCAGUGCUGGUCAACACAGAUAACUUGGAGACUUCACCAUAUGUCAAUGGUACAGAUGCAGAUUAUGAAUAUGAAGAAAUCACACUGGAACGGGGCAAUUCAGGGCUUGGUUUUAGCAUUGCAGGGGGCACAGAUAACCCACAUAUUGGAGACGACGCCAGUAUUUUCAUUACAAAAAUCAUUGCCGGGGGAGCAGCAGCACAGGAUGGAAGACUGCGGGUUAAUGACUGCAUUUUGCGAGUAAAUGAAGUGGAUGUCCGAGAUGUGACACACAGCAAAGCCGUAGAAGCCUUGAAGGAAGCCGGCUCCAUUGUGCGUCUGUAUGUGAAAAGACGGAAGCCGGUGACGGAGAAAACGGUGGAGAUCAAACUGGUGAAAGGCCCCAAAGCAGGUCUUGGGUUCAGUAUAGCUGGCGGAGUUGGGAAUCAGCAUAUUCCUGGGGAUAACAGCAUCUAUGUCACCAAAAUUAUUGAAGGGGGAGCAGCCCAUAAAGAUGGCAAACUACAGAUUGGAGACAAACUUUUAGCGGUGAAUAGUGUAUGCUUAGAAGAAGUGACUCAUGAAGAAGCCGUGACAGCCUUAAAGAACACAUCUGACUUUGUUUACCUGAGAGUCGCAAAGCCCACCAGUAUGUACAUGAACGAUGGCUGUGUUCCUCCUGAUGUCACCAACUCUUAUUCUCAACCUGUGGACAAUCACAUUAGUCCACCUACUUAUUUGGGCCAAACACCAGCAUCGCCAGCCAGAUACUCCCCAGUUCCCAAAGGGGUGCCUGGAGAUGAUGAAAUUACAAGGGAACCAAGGAAAGUUGUUCUUCACCGUGGCUCAACAGGCCUUGGUUUCAACAUUGUAGGAGGGGAAGAUGGAGAAGGAAUAUUUAUCUCCUUUAUUCUUGCUGGAGGGCCUGCUGAUCUGAGUGGAGAGCUCCGCAAAGGGGACCGAAUCAUAUCGGUAAAUAGUGUUGAUCUCAGAGCGGCCACGCAUGAACAGGCGGCAGCGACUCUGAAAAAUGCUGGCCAGGCUGUCACAAUUGUGGCCCAGUAUCGACCUGAAGAGUAUAGUCGUUUUGAAGCAAAGAUCCAUGACUUACGGGAGCAGAUGAUGAACUGCAGCCUCAGCUCUGGGUCAGGGUCCCUGAGAACCAGCCAGAAGCGAUCCCUCUACGUCAGAGCCCUUUUUGAUUAUGACAAGACUAAAGACAGUGGCCUUCCAAGUCAAGGAUUGAAUUUCAAGUUUGGAGAUAUCCUUCAUGUUAUCAACGCUUCUGAUGACGAAUGGUGGCAAGCCAGGCAAGUGACGCCGGAUGGGGAGAGUGAUGAAGUCGGCGUGAUUCCCAGUAAACGAAGAGUUGAGAAGAAAGAACGAGCCCGGUUAAAAACAGUGAAAUUCAAUUCUAAAACAAGAGGAGAUAAAGGGCAGUCACUCAAUGGCAAGCGUAAAAAGAACCUCUUUCCCCGAAAGUUCCCCUUCUACAAGAGCAAGGACCAGAGUGAGCAGGAAACCAGUGACGUUGACCAGCAUGUGACUUCUAAUGCCAGCGAUAGUGAAAGUAGUUACCGUGGUCAAGAAGAAUAUGUCCUGUCCUAUGAGCCAGUGAAUCAGCAAGAAGUGAGUUACACUCGACCUGUGAUCGUCUUGGGACCCAUGAAAGACAGGAUCAACGAUGAUCUGAUCUCCGAAUUCCCGGACAAGUUCGGAUCCUGUGUCCCACACACAACCAGACCAAAGCGAGACUAUGAGGUGGACGGCAGAGAUUAUCACUUUGUGACCUCGAGGGAACAGAUGGAAAAAGACAUCCAGGACCACAAGUUCAUCGAGGCCGGGCAGUACAAUGGCCACCUCUACGGAACCAGCGUGCAGUCUGUGCGCGAGGUCGCUGAAAAGGGCAAACAUUGCAUCCUUGACGUCUCAGGAAAUGCCAUCAAGAGGCUGCAGAUUGCACAGCUCUAUCCCAUCUCUGUUUUUAUUAAACCCAAGUCCGUGGAAAAUAUCAUGGAAAUGAAUAAACGUCUGACAGAGGAGCAGGCCAGGAAGACGUUUGAGAGAGCCAUGAAACUGGAACAGGAGUUUACAGAGCAUUUCACAGCCAUCGUGCAGGGGGACACACUGGAAGACAUUUACAACCAGGUGAAGCAGAUCAUCGAAGAGCAGGCAGGUCCUUCCAUCUGGGUCCCGGCAAAGGAGAAGCUGUGAGGACGAGCUCGUGCCUCUCCUGCCCCUGCCCUGCCCUGCCCUGCCCUGCCCUGCCGGUCCUCCUCUUUUCUGAAGCAUCUUGUCACCCUUUAUGUUUGCUCCUUUGUAUUCUCGCGUGUCACUGUUGGUCUGCUGCCAUUUUUCAGAACUGAAGAUGGAAUGGCCCAACCAGCUAUUGAGGGUUUUGGGGGGAUGGGGAAAUUGUGGUAAAUUCCUUAAUGUUUAAGGGAAAGUAACUUUCAGAGAUUUUCAGAAAAGCUUUCUAUACAGUCUUUUAAAAUUUCAUAACAAGUGAAAGAAAAAUGGUCUUAAUCAAUGAUUUAAUAAAUUGUGAGCAACUUUGCACGCCCACUGUAAUAGCAUGGUUUGGCCAAUGCCGCUUUCGAGGCUUUUUUCUUCCAAAUUUGACUCGUUAUCAGAGCAAAGGGUUUUGUUUGUUUUACGGGCAGUUCAGGAAAAUCUCUGCUUCGGUUUGUUCUCUUUUUAAUUUCAGAUUAACGUCUGCAUUAACUUUCCUAGUUUCACAAGGGAUAUUCGUUUUCUCAAGGGUUACUUUGCUUUUAGAGUUUUUUUCUCUUUUUUUUUCCUUUUUUUCUUUUCUUUUUUUCCUGAUACAAUUGCUAGGAAUAGCGACGUUCAAUGUUUUUAAUCCUGCUCGUACAGCACUAUUUACAGUGUCUUACACCUGUUGCUAGGGAUCCUCCCGUUUUCUGAAUCGAGACCACGUUUAGGUGCUAGGAAAGCCUGCCCUUUACACAGAGGGCUGACGGUUCACGGGCGUCAAUGCUGACAAAAAUGAGCCGACUGGACUGUCGUGUCAUGGCCAUCCAUAGGGCUGUGGCCAAGGAACCCGGUUCAGAAAAUGACAUGUAUUCUUUGGGGUCAGAUUUUAACGAGUAUUUUACCCAUGAUAACUGCCUAUUUUGUUAUAAUAAUAAAAUAUAUAUAUUAAACUUUCUUUAACUAAAACUCUGUAACUAUGGGAACUAUUUUCUUUACAUAGUUGCGCACACACACACACAUAUAUAUAUAUAUAUAUAUAUUUAAAAAUAUAUAUUUUUCUUUUACCACCUAUUCCUAACUUUUUGUUUGGUUUUGAAAAUAAAUAUUAAUUAGAAUCGAUCUUCCUUAAUCAUGUGAAAUGCAAACUAUGUCUGGUUGUUGGGGAAAAUCUUUAGAGGGAAAUGAAUUGCCAGAAAAUGGUAUGAACAUGUUCUCCUCUUUUCUACAAAAAGUUCCAGUUGUUUGUUUUCUGCUUGCCCCAACCCUCCCUUUUCUCGGAGGGAGAAGUCACAACAGAACUGCAGGUUGGUGUGCUUUCAGCUUGGACCACAGCUGGGAACAGAGCUGGGCCCUGGCGCUGCACCAUUCAUAUUAAAAUUGUUUGGUAGCUGCCCAUCGCUUAUUUGAAGUUGAUUGUUUAUUAAAUAUAUGUUUUCCAGCAACUUCCUCCUUGUUUUUUCUCAGCCAGAUGAGAGCUGGUUUAUAAAGAUGAUCCAUGUCCAUUCCAUAUGUCAGAAAGGGGAGAACAGCUAAUAAACUUUAUUAUACAACCUA